Molecule: messenger RNA, 3873 nt
Organism: Bicyclus anynana (squinting bush brown)
Lineage: Eukaryota; Metazoa; Arthropoda; Insecta; Lepidoptera; Nymphalidae
Exons: 1
Coding region: 968-3583 (871 amino acids)
Source: RefSeq, a predicted model, not a curated record
UUUUAUGCAUAUCAUUAUAUUAUAGCGCCUGUAAUAAGUUAUACUCGGUUACAAUCGUAAACCCGAGCGGCCUCUCCGAUCGGCGGGCGAGCGUCUCUAUCUCCAUGUCGACGCCCGCCGCCCGCCGCCUCUACCCUUCAGUGCGUUCCGAACCAUCGAGCUAUGCGUACGCGCGGUUAUGCUUGCUCCCUUACGUACUCGGGGAAGUCCGUAGCGUUUGUAUUUCGCAUAUGUCCUAACUCUUGUAAAUGUUCGGUUUUAUAUGUUCAAUAUUGUGUAAUAGUGGGUUUUAUUUGACAUUAAACGUAUGUCGUUUUAAAGAACUGAUUUUCUUUGUUUAAAACCCGCCAUAAAAUGGUGCCCAACUCGUGGCCAUAAAAUGGUGCCCAACUCGUGGCCUACGUACCUACGUACCUAAAUAGGCUAUAACUGUGACUAAAAGUGUUUUGUGUUUGUGUUGUGUGCGUAGUUAGUUAAAAACGAACUUGGUAUAUUCGUUUUCUGUAUCUAUGUGUAUAUAGACAAUUUAAACAAGGGUUUCCUUUGUUCAACACAACCCAAUUACAAACAAUUGUUUAACACUUCGAUAGUCGAUACCUAGACUAUUUUAACGAACUUUCUUUGUUUAGUCGUGAUACCUACUUAUUUAUAUCUAUUAAUAGUGCUUCAAACGUGUUGCAACAUAGACAAUAUUGGUAGAGUAAGUUCGUCGAACGGCGAAAUAGACUAUUUUCACAAACUUUAUAAAUAGAUACCUAAUAAGUUUGGACAAUGCCGUUUUAUACUUCAAUUAUUAUUAUUAUUAAUUAAUUGGACAGUAAUUUGCCAAAUAACAAUUUAAAAACAAAUAACAAUUAUUAUUCUAGUGUUAACCCUAAAAUGGUCGCGGAUCUAAAAGACGAUUAAAGACUUGGUAAAUUCAGUGUUUGAUUGAGUAGGUUUUGUGUGUUAGAACAUUUUAUUCAUAAUGCCCCAAACACGUAGUCAAACAGGACUUAGUGAGGAUCAGGAGUCUGUUUCCGAUAUGUCGGCCGCAGACGUGGUACCUGGCGCUGGCGCGAGCCGCGCCUCCUCUCAACCUACUCGGGUCGUAAUGACCGAUCAACAGUUGUCGCGUCUACUGCAGCAGGUGUUGCGUGCUCAGAGUGUGGAUGCACCACCAUCUUCACCGUCAUGUGUAUCAACGGGGAAUUUUGCUAAAUGCACAGCGCGUUUUGAUGGCACUAAAGAUAGUGAUGUGCUGGCAUUUAUCGAUGCUAUUGAAACAUACAAGGACUGCGUUUGUAUGGAGGAUCGAAUUGCUAUACGCGGACUGCCGAUGCUUCUUGGUGGCAUCGCGGCUACUUGGUGGCAAGGCGUGAAGCAGUCUGUGCAUACCUGGACAGAAGCGACAGACUUACUGAAAAAGACAUUCGGCCCUCGCCUACCUCCACAUCGAAUAUAUAGGGAGUUGUUCAGUCGUGAACAAGGCGAAGAGGCGACGGACAUCUUCAUAUGUAAGGCGCGUGCUCUUUUAUCGCAGCUGCCGCCCCAAACACUUAGAGAAGAUGUACAACUGGACAUGGUAUAUGGAUUACUGAAUAAAAGGAUACGUGAGAAAGUGGCUCGAAGCUCGUGUUCCAACUUCAUGGAGCUUUUGGAGGAAGCCCGACGAGUCGAGGACCUUUGCAAUGAGGGUCAUAGUUCCGGCCGCCGCAGUUCAGCAAGUACGGGAACUACUCGGGUAGUGACACCCCUAUGUGUGCCGAGUCCACCAUCAUCACAUUCACAAUUCUCAAGUAUAAGAAAGUUGAGAGAAAAGUGUGUUUACUGUAAAAUUUUCGGACACAGAAAAGAAAAUUGCCUCAAGCUUAAAAAGAAGGAAGAGGAUACCAAGACGGUUGACGAACCUUGCAAUGAUACCAACCGUUACACGCUUACCUGUUUUGGGUGUGGAGCCCCUGGCGUCAUCAGGUCUCGUUGUCCGACGUGUACGAAGAAAACAUCGACAACGAAUGAACAGUCGUCAUCGUCCGCGUUUUUGUCGGUUACCGCGAGUGGUAUAUGUGUUAAUCCGCGUAGUAGGCCGAUUUUAAAUAUUGAUGUGCUCGGUCAACGUGGACGUGCGAUUAUUGAUACUGGUGCGAAACAGUGUAUAGCUAGUAAUAGUUUUAGAAAAUAUUUAGUUAAGUCUGGUACUAGUUUUAAAAUUGUAAAUUUAGAAUUAAAAUUUGCCGAUGGUUCAGUGCGAACUGAACCUGUGGAAACGGCUUGUGUCGAGGUUGGUUUGAAAGGAGUUGUAAUCCCUACGUUAUUUAUAGUUUUGCCAAAUGCUAAAGAUUCUUUGUUGGGAAUGGAUUUUAUCAGCGAUGCUGGCAUGGUACUUGAUUUUAGUAAUAGGUGUUGGUCGAUGUCACGCGUAGCUGGCAGCUUUCCACUGGAGUAUGAGUCUCUGGAAGAGACUAUUCGGUGCUCAGCGGUGCAGUUGCAGUUACGAGAAGAGGAAGGUUCUUCUUUAGACUCACAGCAACGGGAUGCUUCAUCGGCUUUAUUGGAGAAGAAUGAUGAUAUCUUCCAGCCAGGGGGAGCUCCCACUAAGUUUGCUGUUCAUCGAAUCGAUACUGGUGAGUGCGCACCUAUUUCAGUACCUCCCUAUAGGGUGAAUCCAUCCAAAAGGGUAAACAUGCGACCGAAGGUUGACAGAAUGUUAGCAGAAGGGAUUAGAAUCAACCGAGACAAGUGUGUUGUUGCGAGACCAAAGCUGAAGUACUUAGAUCACGUGGUAGGUAUUGAACCUGAUCCAGGUAAAGUGCAAGCUGUGCUGGACAUGAAACCUCCGAAAAACCUUAAAGAGUUGAGAACCUUUUUACAGACCUGCUCUUGGUUUCGGAAGUUUAUUCCUCAGUUCUCUGAGGUUGCACGUCCACUUACUGAUCUUACAACGAAAAAACGACGUUGGCACUGGGGGGAGGAUGAGUCGAAUGCUUUUGAGCAGUUAAAGGUAAGACUUACUUCUAGCCCGAUCCCCAGACAACCGGAUUUUAACGAGCCUUUUAUUCUCCGAACGGACGCGAGUGCCUUUGCUGUGGGUGCCGACUUGCCUCACAAGUCGCCUGAUAAAAUUACAGCCACCCAGCUCGCAGAUCCGGAAAUUAAGAAAAUUAUUCAGGAUUUUGAAAAUGAUGCUGCUCGUCUGCCAAAGGUAGCAGCUAAUCGAGUGAAGAGGCAACAGGAAAGACGCAAGGCUGUAGCUGAUAAACAUCGUCGUGAAGAGCCUUCAUACCAGGUAGGUGAUCUGGUCUUAUUAGAAAACCACCGACUUAGCUCUGCCGCUCAAGGGUAUACGGCAAAGUUCGGUCCCCGUCGGGAUGGACCAUAUCGCAUUCGUCGUCUUGUUAGCCCUACAUCAUUUGAAGUGGAAGAUAAGGAUGGGGUAUUGUUAGGGAAGUACCAUGUCAGUGGGUUGACGCCUUAUCUCUCUGAGGGAAAACUCCUCUCAAAGCGUAAGAAAGGUAGAUCUGCCAAGUCACUCCCGAGGCGUAUUCGUGACUUGGAGGGGGAGACUAUAGCGCCUGUAAUAAGUUAUACUCGGUUACAAUCGUAAACCCGAGCGGCCUCUCCGAUCGGCGGGCGAGCGUCUCUAUCUCCAUGUCGACGCCCGCCGCCCGCCGCCUCUACCCUUCAGUGCGUUCCGAACCAUCGAGCUAUGCGUACGCGCGGUUAUGCUUGCUCCCUUACGUACUCGGGGAAGUCCGUAGCGUUUGUAUUUCGCAUAUGUCCUAACUCUUGUAAAUGUUCGGUUUUAUAUGUUCAAUAUUGUGUAAUAGUGGGUUUUAUUUGACAUUAAACGUAUGUCGUUUUAAAGAACUGAUUUUCUUUGUUUAAAACCCGCCA